AUGGCCACCGCAGAUGGCCAUUUAGAGGCCACAGCUGCAGCUGCAGUGGGCAUUGCAUGUGCGAUUGCCGGUCGCAUGCCAGAGUUUGCUGUGGGAGACAGCGAGGAGGCUGCUGCAUUGGGGGAUGCAGUGCUCAGGUGCCUGGAGUGUCCUUUGAGGAAUGUGGCAGAGACUGCUGUUGAGUAUUUUGAGACGCUCAGCACGGUUCCUGUGGCAGAGCGCAGCCCUGCCUUCCGAGCCCCAAUGUUCGGGCGGCUGCUGCCCCCACUGCUGCGUCAUGCCCGCUAUCCUCAGAGCUUCACGUCCUGGGAAGAGUGCAUUGACGAUGACUGUGAUGAGUUCCAUCGCUUCAGGGUUGUGUCAGGUGCGGUGCGGACACGCGCACUGCAAGCAGAGCCAAUAGGGGACCCUGCAAUACUGGCGGAUGUGCAGCACACAUCCGCCUUUCUGGCAGCUCUCUUUUCGGGUAUCUGCACAGGGAACCCCCCUCACCCGGCGCUGGCAACCUCGGUCGCGCAGUGCGUGGGAGACUAUGCGACCUGGUUUGGGCGUGUGCCGAAUGCGCCCCUUCAGGCAGCGCUGCAGCAGCUGCUGGCCUUCAUGGCGGUCCCACAGGCGGCACAGUCGGCUGCAACGGCCUUCAGAAACUUGUGGUCGCAAGUGGAGCAGGAGUGGCAGAAGUUGAUGGUGGAAGGGCUAGCACGACUUGUGAUUCUGUUGCCUGCAUCAGAAGCAGCCGCUGCUGGGUUGCAAAUUGCUCAGGCCAUUGUGGAGCGCAUCACUCAGAUUAUAUCGCAAGCGUCCGGAGCGCCGUCCUCCGCUGCUGCAGCAGAGCUGGCCGGCCGCCUGAGGCUGCUGGCAGUGCUUCUGCGAUAUAUGGAGACCAGCAGUGACGCGCCAGCGGCAGCCGAGUCUGUGCACCCUGCGAUGCCUCUUUUGCAGCUUGCAAAUCCGACACUUGAGGCAGUUGCUGGCUGCGCCGCCCUGCAGGCCGAUAAGAAAGUCUACAACGCUCUCUGCGAUGUGUUCCAACGCAUACUGUGGGCGGACAAGGCGCUGGCAGCACCUUUGGAUGGAGCUACAGGCGCAGCAGUGGAUGUGAGAACGAGUGUGUAUGCGCUGGCUGACCGCUUCCUGCUCCUUUCACCUGAGGAGUUUGCGGCCACCGGCACACUGCUGGCGCUGGGGGAGCACAUCCUGCCCACUGUCAUGGCCCAGGAGGCCACCGCUGUCCGCGCAGCGCUCUCAUUUAUCCUGCAUGCUGUCUCGCCGCCCUCGCCCAAAGCCCAACAGGUGCUCAGAGGUCAGGUGGAGCAGUGGAUGUCCAGAUGCGGCGAAGCCCUUGUGCAAGCCCUGCUGUUUGCAGCUUGUGACACAUGUCCCCGGCACCUGCUCCGCAUGGUGGCAGCACCAAUCAGGGCGCUGCUGGAGGACUCAACCUUCAGAGAAGCUGCUCAACGGUGGAUUGUGCAUGCAGCUUCCCAGCCCGGUCUUCCUGAUUUUGCCAGUGUUGCGCGAGGAGAAGGCACUUCAGACUUGUUGCUUGGGUAUGAGCUGUAA
Molecule: messenger RNA, 1560 nt
Organism: Coccomyxa subellipsoidea C-169
Lineage: Eukaryota; Viridiplantae; Chlorophyta; Trebouxiophyceae; Coccomyxaceae
Exons: 9
Coding region: 1-1560 (519 amino acids)
Biological process (GO): protein import into nucleus
Cellular component (GO): nuclear membrane; cytoplasm
Source: RefSeq, a predicted model, not a curated record